AUGGCAUUUCUAGAACAUAUUUUUAGAUAUACGCGCAGAUUAAUUGAAGAUUUUACAUUACCAUAUUUUUUAAUGAUGAAUGAAAAAAUAAUUAAACAUAUUAAUAUUGAAAUAAAGGGAUCUAUUAAAUGUCCUGAUAGUAAUGAUGGUUAUAACAUACAACUUGGCUCAAUUAAAGAAUCAUUGGAUUCCAGAUUGGUACUAUUUCCAACUGAAUUUGAAAUUGGGAAUAUAAUGGAAAAGAUAAUUCGAGAUUGUUUUAACAGUAUAUAUUUUGAUAGUGAAAACUCAAAUAAUUCUGAAGAAACAGAUUUAAUUCAUAAUAAUACUGAAUCAGUAGUUGAGAAAUUACUUCUUUUGCAUCAGAAAAGACUUAAAAUUCAUUAUUCAUUUUUUGACUUAAUUAAUCAUUGGACACGUUUAAAACCCUUGGAUUUUAUUAAAGUUAUGAAAGAAAUAGCACAAUAUAGAGAUGGAUCUCCUAAUUUAGAAGCAGCUUUGCGAAUUAAAAGAAUAAAUGCUGCAGAAAAAUCCACUUCCUGA
Molecule: messenger RNA, 543 nt
Organism: Funneliformis geosporum
Lineage: Eukaryota; Fungi; Glomeromycota; Glomeromycetes; Glomerales; Glomeraceae
Source: the annotation of a GenBank genome assembly